This is a messenger RNA of Rhizoctonia solani, 297 nucleotides long. Its product is annotated as ribosomal protein L37e. Gene Ontology annotation, molecular function: RNA binding; structural constituent of ribosome. Gene Ontology annotation, cellular component: cytosolic large ribosomal subunit; ribosome. The record is from RefSeq and is a predicted model, not a curated record. Gene Ontology annotation, biological process: translation. The coding region runs from base 1 to 297 and encodes 98 amino acids. Lineage: Eukaryota; Fungi; Basidiomycota; Agaricomycetes; Cantharellales; Ceratobasidiaceae. The transcript is spliced from 5 exons.
AUGACCAAGGGUACCUCCUCCUUCGGUAAGCGUCACACCAAGACGCACACUCUCUGCCGUCGAUGCGGUAACCGUGCAUUCCACCGCCAACACAAGACCUGUGGUCAAUGUGGUUAUCCUUCUGCCAAGCUGAGGUCAUACGAGUGGGGACAAAAGGCCAAGAGGAGAAAGACUACGGUACUGGCCGCAUGCGCUACCUCAAGCAUGUCUCGAGGAGGUUCAAGAACGGGUUCCGAGAACAAACAUAGAGAGAACACCGUCGCGGUCAAGAAGACCAAGAAGACUGCAGAGGAAUGA